UUUCCUAGAGGAAAAAAAAAGGUCGGCACUCCUGCCCGCGCGGCCGCUCAAACACAGACGAGGGAAGGCAAGGACGCCCAAAAAUCCCAAGGUUUUCGCCUCUCGAAGCGCGCCAAGAACACCCGGAGCAGCUCGCCGGCGUCGCGGCGGAGGUACGAAAGCGGGGCCGUAUACUAUUACGGAUCCUGAAUCCUAAAGGCUAAGGGCGCGCCUUUCGCAGGCAAGGCGAUGGCGGAUGAGAAUCAGGCUGGAAAGAAAGAGGAGGAGGAAUUUAGCACAGGUCCUCUGUCUGUCCUAAUGAUGAGUGUUAAGAACAACACCCAGGUGCUCAUCAACUGCCGCAACAACAAGAAGCUACUUGGUCGUGUUCGUGCGUUUGACCGUCACUGCAACAUGGUGCUCGAAAACGUGCGGGAAAUGUGGACAGAGGUCCCCAAGACUGGCAAGGGUAAGAAGAAGGCUCUACCCGUAAACAAGGACAGGUUCAUCAGCAAGAUGUUCCUCAGGGGCGACUCCGUCAUCAUCGUGCUGAGGAACCCAAAGUGAGCGUCCAACAAGUCACCUUGCAGCUCUGCUCUUGCUGUGUGCUUGGGGAAGCCAUUUGUCUCUGUUGAACAUUGUAGCUUAAGUAUGUUUUGGAGGAUUAACUGGUAGUCUGGAACCGGCGCUCAUGUGGCAUGGUGAUGGCGCAUGAACACACUUUUCAUUAGUUGUUAGCUGGAGUAUGUACCAACUGCAGUAUUUUGAUCACGGAAUGUUGAGCUUGCGCUUC
Molecule: messenger RNA, 772 nt
Organism: Phragmites australis (common reed)
Lineage: Eukaryota; Viridiplantae; Streptophyta; Magnoliopsida; Poales; Poaceae
Exons: 5
Coding region: 229-546 (105 amino acids)
Biological process (GO): RNA splicing; spliceosomal snRNP assembly
Cellular component (GO): U1 snRNP; U2 snRNP; U5 snRNP
Molecular function (GO): RNA binding
Source: RefSeq, a predicted model, not a curated record